AUGCCGCAUCCGAAGAUCGAUGAACAGGCAAGGGCCUCAAUGCACGAAGGCGGAGGCGUGGCUGCUUCAGGGGAGGAGCCAAAAGGGCUGCUCUAUACAAACCUGAAGGAUCCUUCUGGACUUGCAGACCUCCUCCUGGAUGAGAGGGUAGACAUUCGCCUGGUGCGGGGAACGUGCCUGAAAGCCCUCGACAGGGAGAAGCAGACUUUCAUCCGUCGCCAAGAGUUGGAACACCAUCCGAGGUACCGGGAUGCUUUCGUCACGCGCGAAGAGUUACAGAAGUGGAAGGAAGACAAAGCAUAUCGCAACAAGGUUCGGAUCAUCGGUGUCUCUCACGUGUGGGAAACCAGAGAGCAUCCUGACCCCAGAGGUAAUCAACUGGCGCUGAUCGCCCGGGCGCAGUUUUGGCAUGACCGGUACUCUUGGUAUUUCUUGGACUACAUGUCGGUUUAUCAGUUCUACCGCACAACUGUCCAUCAGAACAGGAGCUUUCAAUACACGAUGAUGCACAUGCACUUCUUUUACACGCACGAGUGCACAUGGACCUACCGGAUUGAAGACCUGACCCCGUUUGAAGAAGCUGAUCGACAGAUGCAAGUUCAAGUAUUCUUCACCGAGACAGGGAUUCCCGACGACGGAAAGGUAGAAGUACGGCCUUUUGCAGAUCUCAAGGAGAACAGCACACCCUACUCUCGGCGGGGUUGGUGUGAGGCUGAGAGCCAGUGGUCGAGCAUGCGGAGCAACUCUCGACAAACAGUCUCGCUGUCUUUCGUAAGUCCGGAGACCUGGACCAGGGCUCCCAUGGCACCUGCUGUCUUUCAAGCAAAAGUGUCGAAUAGCGAGCUUCUGUUUACGCACCAAGACAGCGCUGAGGCCGUGAAGGAAUUGCAGGAACGUGUAUUCAUGGAGAAGGCGGUGGAGAACAUGAUGCUGCAGAUGUCCGUCUUGCCCCCUCGCGAACUUCCGAUCCUCGCUGGCGCGCUGCCGCUGUACAAGAACCUGAAGGUCUUGCGGAUAAGCAACAGCCAGGUUGACUGUCAGGGUGCGGAGGCCUUAUCCACCGUGUUGACGAUGUCAGAGCUUCAUUUCAACAAGCUUCGCAUCUCCGGGGACGCAGUAUGCAAGCUGGCUUCGGGCUUGAAGGGCAACAGUGCAGUGUUGAAGGUGGCACUCACUGAAUGCCUGGUGGAUGAAGAAGGUGCAGCAGGUCUGGCAGAUGCGCUCGCAUGCAAGGAGACCAGACUGGAAUCACUAGAUCUGUCUCGCAACGUCAUUGGGUGCACAGGAGCCAAGCACCUCUCCGAUGCCUUGAUCCACAACAGCUUCCUGCAAAAACUCGACCUGAGCUUCAACUCCAUUGCAGAUGAAGGGGCAGCCAGCUUUGUUUCCCUCUUUGAGCCGGUUGCCUUGCAAGAGCUUUGCCUCAAUCACAACUGCUUCGGUUCAAAGGCACUUGCCAUCAUGCAGACUGAGCGGAACAAGAGCCUGAGGAGACAUGGCCAGGUCCAUCUCAACAUCAGAUGCGCCGGCGGCCCCUCCAUGUGGAUUUUGGAAGAGUACGUCUUUUUGACAUUGCUUGUUGACAGUCUAGUGUUUGGGGGAUGCCAUAUAGUCUUACCAAUAGUGGCCUUCACUGACUAUUUCCUUCCCAGAGGGCCAGAAAACCCGCCGGCUGGAGACUACGAACUUCUACAGGUUUGGCUUGCUGUCCCGAGCAUUCUGCUUGUUGCGGCGCCAGCUGUUUAUAUUCUUUUUACAAUUAUCCAGGAGGUCUUUUGCAAGCAGCGCACGGCUGACCUGUGUUUUUUGGAAAUCUGGGCAAGGAUCUUGAUGUGCUACUCGGCAGUUUGGCUGCCUGCAAUGCAAGUGCACACCCUUCUGGAGCGUCCGCCGAGCGACCAGCAGGGGUCCACUUUCGCUGCAGUCAUUCCAUACACGCUCGUGUUGACAGCCCUCUUGGUGGUCCAGGCAUUGGUCGUUCUGUUUCACCCCACCUUUCGUGCUAUAUUUCGGGUGUUCCUUCGCAAGUUUCUGAAGCUCUGA
This is a messenger RNA of Symbiodinium sp. CCMP2592, 2043 nucleotides long. Lineage: Eukaryota; Dinophyceae; Suessiales; Symbiodiniaceae. The record is from the annotation of a GenBank genome assembly.